UUUUUCAACUAAUUAAAUUUAUCGUAGCAAUAAUCCGCCACAUAGUUUAAUCGUAUAUUCUGUAAAAGAAGGGACAUUUUAAAUAGAGAGAGGCUCGCUACCGAUUUUCCCAAUCCGGAUUUAGAGAGUCUCCUUUACUUUUCCUCGUUCGAUAUUUCAAUCUUGUUUGCAUCCGUUUAUGAUAUCAUCACACAAAGAUUUUAUCCAUUAAUGGAGGACAACCAGCGAAGCAGAUUCAGCAAAAUUUGUGUUUUUUGCGGAAGCCACUCUGGUCACAGAGAAGUGUUCAGCGAUGCUGCCAUCGAACUCGGCAAUGAACUCGUGAAGAGGAAGAUAGACUUGGUCUAUGGAGGAGGAAGUGUUGGGUUGAUGGGUCUUAUAUCCAGGAGAGUGCAUGAAGGUGGUUUUAAUGUACUCGGGAUCAUUCCCAAAGCUUUGAUGCCAGUUGAGAUAUCUGGUGAGACUGUUGGAGAAGUAAGAGUUGUUGCAGACAUGCACGAACGAAAAGCUGCAAUGGCACAAGAAGCUGAGGCCUUCAUUGCACUCCCUGGAGGUUAUGGAACUAUGGAGGAGCUGCUGGAGAUGAUAACAUGGUCACAACUUGGCAUCCAUAAGAAGACGGUUGGUCUAUUGAAUGUUGAUGGGUACUAUAACAAUUUGCUUGCUUUAUUUGACACGGGGGAAUAUACUCCUUCACACAAGCACGUUGCAUCGCACGAAAGCUGGAAAGUUGAAGAACUUGCAGCUUACCCGGGACAAGAAAGCAAGCCGCAAUAAGAAUUGUUGUUGCCAUAUGCUGCUACUUCCAUUUCAAGUUUAGUCUGAUUUAUUUGCAGGAUUCCACAAUGUGUAUAAGAAACACUCAAAUCUUGUUGCAAUUCGAAACAGCAUAUUGGGUCCCCAAUUUGAAAGUGUUGCUGAUUAUGUAGUUGAGUUUGGUUUUGUUUUGGGGUGUCAAAAAAA
Molecule: messenger RNA, 963 nt
Organism: Thlaspi arvense
Lineage: Eukaryota; Viridiplantae; Streptophyta; Magnoliopsida; Brassicales; Brassicaceae
Source: the annotation of a GenBank genome assembly